This is a messenger RNA of Tricharina praecox, 1215 nucleotides long. RefSeq names its product eukaryotic translation initiation factor 3 subunit J. The record is from RefSeq and is a predicted model, not a curated record. Gene Ontology annotation, molecular function: translation initiation factor activity. NCBI's taxonomy places the organism in Eukaryota, Fungi, Ascomycota, Pezizomycetes, Pezizales, Pyronemataceae. Gene Ontology annotation, cellular component: cytoplasm; eukaryotic translation initiation factor 3 complex. The transcript is spliced from 4 exons. The coding region runs from base 112 to 954 and encodes 280 amino acids.
CCACCACCACCACCACCACCACCACCACUGUCGAUACCCCGCCCCGCGCCGCCCAGCCCCAGCGUUCCUUUCGCCGAAAAGAAAAAGAAAAAAAUAAAGCACAGGAAAAUCAUGGUGCCGCCGCCAAAGACCUGGGAGGACGAGGAGGACGAGUCCUCCGAGGAGGAAGAGAAAGCCAGCAAGACCGUCGCACUGGGCUCGAAAAAGAAGUGGGACGACGAGGAAUCCGACGACGACGUAAUUGAUUCCUGGGACGCAGCAGACGACUCCGAAGAGGAGCGGAAGAAGGCGGACAAGAAGGCUUCUGCGGCCGCGGCGGCCGCCGCCGACGCGCUCGCGAACAAGAAGAGCACUGCGGAGCGGCUGGCGGAGAAGAAGGCUAUGACGGCGGUGCAGCGGGCGGCGGAGGAGGCGGCGCGCGACGCGCUCGAGAACGAGACGCCGGCCGAGAAGCGCGCGCGCAUGCAGGCGCGCGAAAUCGAGGCGGACCUUGCGCACGCUGAGGAUCUGUUUGGUGCUGUGGGCAUUGGUGCGGGGAGUGGAAGAGAGGUUAAGACCGCCGCGAUUGUCGAUCCCAAGGAUCCGACCAAGGUGGUCGAUCUCUCGAGCUUGGAGAUCUUCAAGCCUACGACGAAAUUGCAGUUCGAUGCGCUGAGGGAGGUCAUCACGCCGCUGAUAGCCCAGAAUGUUAAGAAGGGCCACUACAGCAUGUUCCUGCAGGAGUUUGCGAAGGCUCUGGCAAAGGACAUGAACAGUGAGCAGAUCAGACUUGUUGCUAGCAAGCUCACGGUCCUGUCGAAUGAGAAGCAGAAGGAGGAGAAGGAUGCGCAGAAGGGCGGCAAGAAGAAGGUGGCGCCCAAAAAGGCGGCUCUGGCGGCGUCUGGAAAAUCCAUGGACACGGCGGAUACUAGGUCUUACGCUGAUGCCUACGACGAUUUUGACGACUUCAUGUAAACGCCUCGACGCUUCUGGAUUGCUCGUGUGAUAGAAAAAAAGUUGCGGAUGCGGGAUGAGCGGAGGUCUUUCUUUCAUUUGGCUGGUUACAUGUACUUGAUUGGUGUUCAAGGCUGGCUUUUUAUGGGGUUGGGUGGGGCAGUAGACUCGGCGUGGCUCUGAAUUUACACCUUUUCAUACUUUCGUCUUCUCAGUCUGGGCGGGUGAGAAUUGUGGAAAUGACUUGCAUCGGCCAUCACUCACAAUGGAAUCAACUCUUUG